Oppia nitens is the source of this 1245-nucleotide messenger RNA. RefSeq lists its product as uncharacterized. The record is from RefSeq and is a predicted model, not a curated record. The transcript has a single exon. The coding region runs from base 1 to 1245 and encodes 414 amino acids. Lineage: Eukaryota; Metazoa; Arthropoda; Arachnida; Sarcoptiformes; Oppiidae.
AUGGAUGAUAUAAGACCACCGAUUGAUGAGGACGUGAAUGAUGACAAUGAUGUUCACGUCGAUGAAAAUGUUGACCAAAAGUUUGUCGAAAAGAUGAAACUUUUGCAAGAAAUGGGUUUAUAUGACAGUCGGAUGAUGGAUAAGGUGGACAUCAUUAACAGCAUUACAGCCAUGCCUUCAAAUCCUAUUAUCAGACACAGAACAGGUGUCUUAGGUCGACCUGAUUUCAGAAAUGAUGAUUUAGUAGCCUUUAAGGGCGAUAAACCUAUUGAGACUGCAAAUGACGGCGCACAGGGAUUCACACCAAUUGAAAACAGUGGCAUCAAAUGGUCUCUUCCUAUGCGAAGAAGAAGGACUCCUCCACCAGAAACACAGUCAUCAAUGACUAAUAGGGAUGAAGACAGAAAUAGGGAGAGAGAAAGGGAUAGAGACAGAGAUAGAGACAGAGAUAGGUAUAGAGACAGAUAUAGUGACAGAGAUAGUGACAGAAUGAGAGACAAAGAUAGAGAGAGAGAGAAAGAUAGAGAUAGGUAUCGGACAAGAGAUGAUAGAGAUAGGGAUAGACAAAGAGAUUAUGACAGACAAAGAAGUGAUGAUAGAAACAGAAUGAGAGAAACAGAUAUUAAACCUAAUGUGAAAAACAUUAACUUGAGUCCAAAUAAUGGUGAUACCACUGAUGAAUCCAAUAUACUGGUCAAUGAUAAGGAUGUAAAACCAAAUGUAAAAGAUUUAGAACAUUUGGUUCAAACACAAGAAAUUGCUGCAAAUGAUAGUAAUAGUAACGGUGACUAUCUAUACAAUUAUGAUACGCCUCCAACAGAAUCUAUGGCACCACUAUGUGAGCCAACAUCAACUUACACACCGACACCAACCUAUGAAGCCAGCAGUUCAUCAAAUUAUUAUCCAUCGACAUCGAGUACAGGUGCAGACACUGAUAUCGGUCCACUAGGAGUGCCGAGAAAGAAGAAAAUAGAUACCAAGACUUUCGACAAUUUUUUCAGUACUCGUAAAGACAAUCGAUCUAAACAAGAGAUCAAGUCUGAGAAGAAGUCGAGUAAUACUAUUCUUGAUAUCGACGCCUUCAUUCAAGAUUGUAAUAAGAAGGCGGCCACCAAAUCAAAAGCUUUUUUUAUUGAUGAUAUCGACGACUUCAUAGAGUCAGCCAACAAAAGACUUGAUAGUAUCAAUAAUAGCGGAUCUAAUUCACCUAAUUUAUCAAAUCAACAAAAGAGACGUAAAUUAUAA